AUGCCUCGUUACAAGGACGAGUCCCCUGCAGUUCGAGUUUACACUGUCUGUGAUGAAUCCAGAUAUUUGAUUGUGAGGAAUAUUCCUGAAUUAGGUUGUGGUGAUGAUUUGCUGCAACUUUUUUCAUCCUAUGGAGAAGUCGAGGAGUGUAAGCCCAUGGAUGCAGCUGACUGUGAGAAAUACACUGAUAUCUAUUGGAUCAAAUUCCGCCUUGUGAGCAAUGCCAGGUUUGCAAAAAGAAAAUUGGAUGAUUUUGUUUUCUUCGGGAAUAAACUGCAGGUUUCAUAUGCCCCUCAAUUCGAGAGCCUUUCAGACACACAGGAUAAAUUAGAGGGAAGAAGAAGGGAGGUUUUAGCACGAUUGAAUCCUAGAAGAUCUAAAGAGACCUCAGCUACAAGUUCUAACGCUCUGAUUACAUCAAAUACCAAUUGUGCCCAACAUUUAGAUUCUAAUGCAAGGGAUGUAGAAUUCAAAGGAGGUUCACACAAUGGUAAUUUUCCAAGAAGAAUUUCCUCUAAUGAGGAGUAUUUUGCUUCACCGUCCAUGAAUCAAACAGUGAAUCUUGUGCGGGAUAAGCUUGAUAAGAUUCGAUCAAGUGGUGAGCACUUACAAGCUGGAUCUGCAUCAAAGAAACAACGGGUUGAUAAUAGGAGGAGAAUUUAG
Molecule: messenger RNA, 663 nt
Organism: Sphenostylis stenocarpa
Lineage: Eukaryota; Viridiplantae; Streptophyta; Magnoliopsida; Fabales; Fabaceae
Source: the annotation of a GenBank genome assembly